Molecule: messenger RNA, 2445 nt
Organism: Cetraspora pellucida
Lineage: Eukaryota; Fungi; Glomeromycota; Glomeromycetes; Diversisporales; Gigasporaceae
Source: the annotation of a GenBank genome assembly
AUGUUCCAACAAGGGUUUCAACAAGGAUUUCAACAAGGGUUCCAACAAGUUGUCUCAUAUGUAGCUGGAACAUCUGUGCUUAGGCAGUAUGAUGUUGGGGAUCAAAUUGCUAGUGCAGGGACUAAAAAGACAACUGGUCAAAAAGUAGCUGUGUUUAUAUUUGAAAAAAAGAUUUUUGAUAAUACUUUGUUAAAAAAUUAUGAAAAAAAAGAAACGGAAAAAGUUUAUCAAGUUUUGAAGAAAGAGGCUAGUCAGCUCGCAAGACUUCGUCAUCCAUCAUUACUUGAAGUUGUUGAGGCAGUGGAAGAAUCAAGAACUGUAAUUACAUUUGCAACAGAACCUGUUUUAGCAUCUCUCGCUAAUUUACUUGGUAAUACUGAAAAUUUAUCAACCGUCCCCGAUGAUAUCAAAAACUUUGAACUGGAUGAGUUAGAGAUCCAGAAAGGCUUAUUGCAAGUUGGCAAAGGCCUUCAAUUUUGUCAUAAUGAUGCAAAAAUUGUUCACUCAAAUCUCGUUCCAGAAGCUAUAUUUGUAAAUAUUAAAGGCGAUUGGAAAAUUGGAGGUUUCGGAUUUAGUACCUUUCUCAACAAUCCAGAUGUACGACCGGAGUAUGAAUAUCCUGAUUAUGAUUCACGGAUACCAUGUUAUGCUCAAAAAAACUAUGAUUAUAUGGCCCCAGAGUUUGUGUUAGAUGAAUCACUUGAGUUCGCAAAUGAUAUGUUUGCUCUUGGUUGUUUAAUAUAUACAGUACAUAGUCAUGGAAAACCUCCAAUGGAAAAUCGCAAUAGUAUACAUAAUUAUCGCAAGAACAUUGAAAGGUUAUCAUCGACUAAGUAUGACCAUCUUCCUUAUCAUCUUCAUGAGGUCAUGUACCAUUUGAUUGCUCGCUACCCAUCACAGAGAAUGACUGCUGCCGAGUUCCAGACAUGCAAAUAUUUUGAUAAUGUUCUUGUUUCCACCGUCAAAUUUUUUGAAAGUUUUCCUGAAAAGACCAAGGAUGAUAAAAUUAGUUUUAUGAAAGGGCUAGUUCGAAUAUUACCUCAGUUUCCUGAAAGAAUUUUGUUACGCAAGAUUUUACCAUGUCUUCUUCAAGAAAUUAAGGAUUAUAGUCUUUUACCCUAUACUCUUCCUAAUAUUUUCUUUAUAUCUCAAAAAUUGUCAUCUAAUGAUUUUUGUGAGAAAGUUCUUCGUCCAAUAAAACCGAUUUUUGUUGUUGCCGAGCCCGUACAAAAUUUACUCACAUGUUUAGAUCAGAUGGAACUGUUUAAACAAAAAACUUCAUCUUCCGUUUUCAAAGAUGAUGUAAUGCCCUUAAUUUAUCAUUCUUUGGAGGCAAAAUCACCUGCAAUACAAGAGAAAGUCCUUAGAGUUGUACCUAUAAUAGUAGACUCGCUAGACAUUCUUACUAUUAAAUCAUCUCUGUUUCCUAGGAUACAGUUCACUUUAACUGAAAAGUUGAUGCCAUUGUUAAGAGGUAUCAAGACAAAAGAACCGUCGGUAAUGAUUACAACGCUUGCUGUAUAUGAUGAAAUGGGAAAGCAUGUUGAAAAGGAUGUUAUUGCUACAGAGAUUUUACCACAGUUAUGGAAAAUGUCUGUAGUACCUACUCUUAAUAUGGACCAAUUUCAAAAAUUUAUGAAAUCUAUAAAAUUAUUGUCAACGAGGGUAGAAGAAGAACAUAAUAAACAACUUAGAGAUAUUAAGAAUAUCGAAGAACAUACUAAAAAAUACAUCGAAGGAGGAAAUGAAAAAAAUAAGGAUGAAGUUGGAUCUUCAAUUGAUUUUGAAAAAUUGGUUGGAUCUACUAGUGGAAUUACUAAUAACGCUAAUGGCGUAGUCAAUGGACAAAAUAAGGUACAAAUGGAAAUGCAUCCAAAUUCACUUGCUUUAGGAACCAUCGGCUUGACAUCCUCAAAUAAUUUAAACUUGUCGUUGAAUGGAAGUAUACAACCCGAUAUUUUUUCUUCAACAACCACAACUUCAAUAGUACAUUCUCAGCCUCGAAAUUCAAUGAAUUCAUUGAAUUCCUUGAAUUCCUUUUCAAGUCCAAUAAACAACACUCAACCUACUCAACCUUCAAGCAAUUUUAAUUCGUUAUCUCAACAACCUGUAAAUGGCACUCUUAACAACAUUCAACAACUUUCUAACCAAAACACACAAUCAUUCAAUGAUAACAUCCCAUCACUUCCUCCACCUAACAUUGGUACAAUGCAACGUCUUAGUGCGCCGACAAUGCCAACGCGCACCUCCAAUAUUACGUCAGACUUAUUUAAUACCAUCCCAGGACCUAAAUUUAAUUCUGGAAGUACACUUCAACCUGGAGGUAUACUUCAACCUGGAGGUAUACUUCAACCUAAUGUUAUGAAACCAACCAAUAAUCAUUCAGGAAAUCAAAAAAUAUCUCAGGCGGAUUUAACAAUGUUUGAUCCAUUUUCUAAGUCAUAA